AUGUCUGUCUCAGCACCUCCGGCGAUCUCUACAACUUCCAGCGGCGCAGGCGUCCGGGGGGAUUUAUUUCGGGCAGAACCCCUGUACUCGACUCCAGGAGAGCCCCCUUGUCUCACUCCCAGUAUGAUCAACAGUUUCUUGGUCAGUAAUCACAGCGGCAACGCGGGGAGUGGCGUGGUUGGUAGUGGCAGCAGCAACAGCGUAAACACCACCGCUAAUGAAUGCCGAAUGGUCGACAUGCAUGGGGUGAAGGUGGCUUCGUUUCUGAUGGACGGCCAGGAGCUGAUCUGCCUGCCUCAAGUCUUUGAUCUGUUCCUUAAGCACCUAGUGGGAGGGCUGCACACCGUGUACACCAAGUUGAAGAGACUGGACAUAACCCCUGUGGUGUGUACUGUAGAGCAGGUUCGGAUCCUCCGCGGACUGGGGGCCAUCCAGCCAGGGGUGAACCGCUGCAAACUUAUCACCAGGAAAGACUUCGAAACUUUGUUCACUGAUUGCACCAAUGCCAGAAGGAAGAGGCAAAUGACAAGAAAACAAGCUGUUAACAGUUCAAGGACUGGAAGGCCCCCUAAACGCACUUUGGGAGUGUUUCAAGAAAACGCCUGUCUCCUGCCCCGUGCAGUCCCAGGCCUCUUAUCACCAGGACUUAUCACUCCAACAGGUAUUACAACUGCUGCAAUGGCUGAGGCAAUGAAGUUUCAGAAGAUGAAACUCAUGGCUAUGAACACUCUUCAGGGAAAUGAAAUGGAAUCAGAAACUGACGAUCUUAAUUCUAAUACAGGUGGCAGUUACUCCUCCUGGGAUAAGGAUAAAAUGCAGUCUCCUCUUGAUUCUCCUGCACCCCAACAUGGAAUUAUUCAUGCAACUCUGGCUGGUCAGUCAGGCAUUGGGGGUGCUCCUACCCUCAAUCCAGUGCAACAGAACCACCUGUUGACCAAUAGACUGGAUCUGCCAUUUGUGAUGAUGCCUCAUCCCCUUUUUCCAGUCAGCUUACCUCCUGCAUCAGUUGCCAUGGCAAUGAAUCAGAUGAACCAUCUCAAUACUAUUGCCAAUAUGGCUACUGCAGCCCAAAUUCACAUUCCACUCUCCAGAACUGGGGCCACUGUUAUAAAGGAGCGAAUCCCAGAGCGUCCUUCUCCUGCUUCUUCUCUGGAAGAGAGUCAUCACCCUGGGAGUCAGACUUCCUCUCACCCAAGCAGCAGUGUGUCCAGCUCCCCAUCUCAGAUGGAGCAGUAUUCUGAGAGAAUGGAAGAGGUGCCAGUUCAAAUUCCAAUGGUGAAGCCACCCUUGGGCAAGAUCCAAUUGACUCCUGGGCAAGCAUUGCCUCCAGGGUUCCCUGGACCAUUCAUUUUUGCUGAUAGUCUGUCCUCCGUGGAGACACUGUUGACCAACAUUCAGGGUCUGCUGAAAGUGGCUUUGGAUAAUGCUCGCCUCCAGGAGAAGCAGACUCUGCAGGAAAAGAAAGAAUUGCGAAUUGAGCUCUAUAGAGAGAGAGAAAUUAGAGAAAAUCUUGAAAGACAGCUUGCAGUUGAGCUUCAAAGCAGGAGUGCCAUGCAAAAACGCCUGAAGAAGGAGAAAAAAGCCAAGAGAAAAUUGCAGGAAGCCUUAGAAUUUGAGUCACAGCGCCGAGAGCAAGUGGAGCAGACACUUAAGCAAGCCACUAUUACUGACAGUGGCCUGAGGAUGUUGAAAGAUACUGGAAUUCCAGAUAUUGAAAUAGAAAACAAUGGAAUACCUCAUGAUAAUACUGCUAUAAAAGGAGGUAACUAUUACUGUUUAGCAAUGGCACAACAAUUUUAUUCGGCCUGAAAUGUCUUCGCUGACUUUACAUAAAUGAAGAUGUUUGUGAUUCCAGUUUAUCUCUGACACUGUUCAACAUGGAGUUAUUUCACUUGUGUUUAUUAGCAAACUUUUGUUUACUGAAACAGUUAUUCAAUCUAUAAUAUUGCAUAAACAAAAAGACAUGUGUACAUUUAAAAAAAAGGAUAUAAACUGUCCUUGCAAUAGAUUGACCAGUUUAAGAAAAUGAGCUAACUCUUAAUGACUAAAAUAACUUUAUCAUUACAGAUGAUUUUCUAUGUUCAUUUCAGCUUUUUUUUUUUUUUUUUGCCUUUAAAGAAAAAAAAAUGCAGUAGUUAGUAUGUUAGAGAUUAGAAACUUAUCUGUGUAUUUUUUUUCUGUUUUGUCAUAUAUAAAGUUAAACUACACCUUCUUUUUAAAAAUGUACUUGCUAAACUUCAGUAUAAAUAAAAGCAUUGACUUUG
Messenger RNA from Chrysochloris asiatica (Cape golden mole), 2264 nucleotides. It is a transcript of the gene DACH2, whose product is annotated as dachshund family transcription factor 2. The transcript is spliced from 12 exons. NCBI's taxonomy places the organism in Eukaryota, Metazoa, Chordata, Mammalia, Afrosoricida, Chrysochloridae. The record is from RefSeq and is a predicted model, not a curated record. The coding region runs from base 1 to 1809 and encodes 602 amino acids.